UAGAAUGUAUUCAAUUUGAGUGUGUAUGAUUACUUAGUGGCGUACUAAACCAUUUGCCACUAAAUAUUUUGUCACUGAGUAUUUUGACAAAUUCACAUCGUAUGCUUGUUUGAGGAUAAUCUGUUUGAAAUGGCUCGCGAACCCUACUUCCCCCAUAAGCGGUUAAGCGAGGCUGUCCGGAAUGAUGACACAUUUACUGCAGAAAGAAUUUAUGAGAAUUGUAGACAUUCGUGGAGAUCUUCAAUAGGAUUGACAGACUACUGUGAAACUGCUCUAAGACACAGAUGUCUGCCAAUGGUAAAAUUGUUGCUAUCCCAAGAUGGUGGUUUUGACUAUAACCGACUCAUAAGGGCUGCAGUAGAAUGCGAUUUCGGGGAGGGUGUCGAAGCACUCCAGUCUAAAGGAGGGCUUCUGGAUAAAGAUUCAAUCUAUAAGUGCCUCGAACACAAUAAACCCGGGGUGUUAAAAUAUAUUCUUGAACAUAAGAUCUUAAUGUUAUCUAACCCAAAUAUUAACAGUACACCUACCAGUAAUCGACAAUUAAAGCAUGUUGAAACUCGUGCCCUACACUGUUGUAUUCAUGGUAGCAUUCGUCAUAGGGAGCCAGACAAAGUUCUUGAUUGUGUUAAAUUAUUGGUGGAGGCAGGGGCGGACCUUAAUAAAGAUAAAGAUGGUGAAACACCCAUCUACUUGGCUGCGGCAAAUGGUAUGGUCACAACGGUCACAUAUUUAGCACAAAGGGGAGCUAGCAUUGCCAUUACACAAAGAAAUAUUAACAUACUAAGACAUUAUAGUAUUCAUCCUCCUACUAGCCUUCUCCAUUGUCUUGCAAGUAGUGGAGCAAAGUUAGAAUCAGAUUCAUAUGAUGAAUGCCUUAAACUAUUAAUGGCUCAAGGUGUGGACAUAAAUCAGCUCAAUUCAUCUAACGAAACUCCACUUUAUUUAGCAGUUGAAAACGGUAAUGAAGGAAUGGUGAAGUCCUUAAUUAGUGCACAUUGUGAUGUCAAUAUCAAAGUAGAUGAUUACCAGUCACACAUGUUAUCAAUAUCAAUAAGAAGGGGAGAUACAGCUAUUACUGAAAUACUAAAAAAGGCUGGCGUUGAUAUUAAUAUCGCUGAUAAAAACGGUCUUACACCAUUAUUGAAAUGCUUGCAAUACGGACAUAGUGUAGGCUUAGCUAAAUUACUUAUAGACAACGGCGCAGAUGUGAACGCUCAAGAUAACACAGGAAAGUGUGUCUUGGAAUAUCCAUAUCAUUGGUACACUUGUCACGCCCCCCUUGCACCAGAUACUGUUCAGAUGUUGAUAAAUAAAGGGGCUGAUAUUCACAAAAGGGGCGUGGUUCUAUUGAACAAAGCAGUCGGCUGUGAAGAUAUUAGAACAACUCUAUUCCUUAUUGAAAACGGCAUCCAUAUCAACACGGAAGACGAACAUGGCGAUAUACCCCUUGGUCUUGCCGCCAGAACCAAUAACAUAGAAUUGGUGACAUUGCUGACAUCAAAGGGUGGUGAUGUUAAUCAUCAAAAUCUGCAAGGAGCGACAGCGUUACACAAAUCCGCUGAUAAUGUAAACGGCCGAUCAGUUACAGAGAUAUUGCUGAAGGCUGGGGCUAAUGUUAAUCUAUGUGAUAACAAUGGAAGGGCGGCUUUCAUGGCAGCGGCACGAGCAUAUAAUAUACCAGUUUUACAAUGUUUACUAGAGGCUGGAUCUGAUAUUAAUCUGUGUGAUAACGAUGGAAGGACGGCUUUGAUGCAAGCAGCACUAGAAUGUAAUAGAUCUGUUUUACAGUGUUUACUGGGGGCUGGAGCUGAUACUAAUAUAACUGAUCCAGAUAAAAACUCCGUCAUACCUGGUGUAAUGAAUAGUAGUAUAUUUGAUGGUCGCGGUCGCAAAUGGAUCAAUUGUCUAAAAUUACUUUUAAUCAAUAAAUGUUAUGGGUCUCUAGAUGCUCCAGGCAAAAACGGAGAAACUUUAUUUAAAUGGUUACUGGACAAACACGAAGCAGAUCUUAUAUGGUAUCUCGUUACAGAAAAUUGUUCUCUCAAAGGCUUGGGUCUUCAUAGGUUCAAAGAUAAAUUCAAAUUUCCAGAUACAUUGAUGCUUUCCAAAAUUCUUUUUGAGAGUGGUGCACCAUUACGUGAAAUAUGGGCUAUCAUUAAGACGUCGUUUUUAAAUAACAGACACUCCCUAGGCCUAUUUAAAAAGCAAACACAUGCCAUCCGUGAUUUCUGGAAAUCAAGAAGUUUGCAGUCAAGAUGUAGAAGAACAAUUAGAAACUGUAUCGGAUCAGGAAUCAGCAGUAAAAUAACUCAACUUGGUUUACCGCAAUUACUACAAGAUUAUGUCAUCAUGAAGGACAUGAUACCCGAGAAAUAUUUUACUCUUGAGAUAAACGAUGAAGAUGACAAAGAUUAUUAAGGUAAACGAUGAUCAUGAUAAAGAUGAUGUUACUUUUAUACGCAAAGAAGAUGAUUCCGAAGUAAUAACUUACAAAGACUUUUUAUAAUCGUAAUUAUAUUCUAUUGUAUUUUAUUAUAUUCCCUUUGUUAACUAGAUAAUCAUAACUAUCGGGUAUAGUGUACUAUUGGCGACUAGAUAAUCAUAGUUAUUGACUAAAUUGUACUGUUGUUAACUGGAUGAUCAAGGCUAUUGGUGAGGAUCUACUGUUAAUGACUUGAUAAUCAUAGCUAUUGGUUACAAGCUACUGUUGAUAACUUGAUAAUUAUAGCUGUUGAUUAAAUUCUACUGUUGGUAAUUGGAUAAACCUAGCUAUUUUUUAUCAACUAAAAUUAGUAUCUACUGUUAUUGUAUGCUGUCAGAAAUGAUCUACCAUACUUCUUUUAUUGUUGUAUACUGUCAGAAAUGAUCUACCGUACUUAUUGUUGUAUGUUUUCAGAAAGGAGGCACAUGUUGUUUUGAUUAACAUGUAAUGCGAUUCCCAGUCACUUUGAACCCAAUCUGAUUAAAAUACAGAUCCUAUUUCAUUUCGUUUUUUAUAGUUCAAAAUUUCGUUUUACUUGUCUUUACUACACCAGGAUCUGGAAGAGUUGAUAUAUAACCCGCUUUCUGGAUGAUGUGAAUGAUUAGACAAUGAAACGGUCUGUUACGGCGAGUUUUUGGCGUGAGGUGCACGGAACUGUGGGUAACCCACUAGAAACGUAAACGCCGAUUGGUUUAUCAAAUUCUGAGGUCAUAAGGUAUAUAACCGGUCAGAUUUUCAUGUAGUAGAGGCCAUCGAAAGUAUAAAAAAACGAAAUAUAGAUCUGUAUUUUCAUCAGAUUGCUUUAAACCAUUCGAGGUAUUGACCUUGCCUUGUUAAUCGUGUUGAAAGUGAACGAUUUUGGUAGAUCAGUUGUUAGUUUGAAAUUUGUUCAAGGUCCUUUGAGGGAGGGAGAUAUGCUUUGAAACCAAUACAGAGCAGAAGUAUGCAUGGAAUUUUAACACCAAGUUAAGGAUAUGUUAAUAGAGAGGAGGGCCCUUAUUCCAAAAUCACUAUGUUAAUAAUAUGUUAAUAAUGUUUCAUUUCGAAAUAUAUGACCUAAAAUUAACUUUCAAACAGGGGUAAUUCAUUUUAAUACCAUGUCGUUACUUUUCCUGUAAGUGAAUGUAAUCCAUAAUUAUAUUGUACAAGUGUUUAUUCACUUUUAUAGUUGCAGUAUUGUUACUUCUAAUUAAUAAAAACA
This is a messenger RNA of Patella vulgata (common limpet), 3683 nucleotides long. Its product is annotated as putative ankyrin repeat protein RF_0381. Gene Ontology annotation, molecular function: protein binding. Bases 130 to 2418 code for a protein of 762 amino acids. NCBI's taxonomy places the organism in Eukaryota, Metazoa, Mollusca, Gastropoda, Patellidae. Gene Ontology annotation, biological process: intracellular signal transduction. The transcript has 2 exons. The record is from RefSeq and is a predicted model, not a curated record.